Molecule: messenger RNA, 5233 nt
Organism: Scomber scombrus (Atlantic mackerel)
Lineage: Eukaryota; Metazoa; Chordata; Actinopteri; Scombriformes; Scombridae
Product: zinc finger protein 646
Biological process (GO): regulation of DNA-templated transcription
Molecular function (GO): RNA polymerase II cis-regulatory region sequence-specific DNA binding; DNA-binding transcription factor activity, RNA polymerase II-specific
Source: RefSeq, a predicted model, not a curated record
AAAGCACCAAAAGUCUGGUUGUAGAGCAGCAGGAGGAAACAAAUAUAUCCAGAUAACAUGCCUAAUCCGUGAAACGUGCACAUUCUGCAUCCCCCCGCCGUGCACCACAGAGCGCGCGGGCACGGAGGCCAGCUGAGGUGAUACCUCAUUGGCUGGUGUGACUCCCGCAGGCCCGCCACCUCCCACGGUGGGCCCCGAUCAGCUGGACCUGCACUGACGGCUUUCGGGGAGAACAUUGCCGCCAUCGGCGUCGUCAGCUGAAGAGCUAAGCCCCACUGUUUCCUCCCCCACCUCCCUAUCAUCACUGUUCAUUACUCUGUUGUGAACCGUGAUUACUUCCAAACUAUUCGCUUUAGAGUACUAUGGCAAUGCAUGAUAUGAGCCGCGCCAAGGGUUUCCCCUGUAAAGAGUGUGAUAUGGUUUGCCCGAGUACUCCAAGUCUACUAGAACAUAUGAAAGCACAUUAUCAGCAAGAAGAGAACGGACGUUUUGAGUGUGAACAGUGUGGCCGAAUUUACAAGCACGCAGCCAGUCUAGCUAAUCAUAAAAAGUCUCACGAAGUCGGUUCAUUCCAGUGUCCUGUUUGUACCCGAACCCUUCCCAACGCAGUAGCUUUGAAGAACCACCUUCGUAUCCAUACAUUGUCCCCUAGUAGUGCACACACAGAAGAAGAGAGUGAAGAAGUACCAGAAGAAGAAGGAGUCCACGACGAGAGGGACUACGGUCUCGCCCAGGACCUCUCGGACGGGUUUGGCCGCUCUCAUUUGAACAAUAGUGGUAUAGGACAUAGUGUCCUACAAAGCCACGUGACAGACGACCACGGAAAGAAAGGUUCCCCUGAGUCUGACAACGCUUGGGAUAGACCAUUCAAGUGUGACCAGUGUGACAGAACUUACCGACACCACGGUAGCCUUGUGAACCACAAGAAGUGUCACCAACAAGGAACUUUUAAGUGCUCUGUGUGUUUUAAACAAUUCAGCAACCUGGCUGCCUUAAACAGCCACGAGCGAACUCACUCGAAGUUCAAGACUCCCGGGGCAUCCAUGGUGAGCAGCAGCAGUAGCAGCAGCAGUCUCCAUGACUCGGGGCGCAGCAGUGGCACCCAGUCAUCCCAGAGCGACAACACCACCGCCUGCUUCUGCCACCUGUGUCAGAUAACGCUGCCGAGUAAGGCUGACUUCCAGGAGCAUAUUCUGCUGCACAACGCUGCCACGCCCUCCCUUGGCCUGCCGAGAAGCUUCCCCGGCAUCAUGCCUCAUAAUCUGAGUGCGGUUCGGUCCCCGGCUUACACCCCGGCUCUGGGUGACCCUCUUCCACUGCCACCUUUGCCCAGUGACAAAAGAGGUCCGUAUGACCCCAUAAUGGGGCCUCCGGUCAACAAUCCCAUCUAUACUUGUGCAUACUGUGGGGCAGGACACCCAGACUUGGAGACCCUGAAAGUCCACUAUCUGACCCACGAUCCCCACCCUGCCGCUCAUGGCCAGGACAACUCUAUCCUCAACUCAGACACACUAAGUUCUGGAUCUCAGGGCUCUGUGUCUUCUCCUGGAGGCCGUGUACCACAGGCCAAUUCUCCAGAUGAUGGAGAGCGUCGCUUUAAGUGUGGGGAGUGUGGCAAAAGUUACCGACAUGCAGGUAGCCUGGUCAACCACAAACGCUGCCAUCAGACAGGCCACUACCAGUGUACAAUCUGCUGUAAGCAGUACCCUCACUUGGCAGCGCUACACAGCCACCUACGAAGCCACAAGGGGCGUCCCUCCAACCAGCCUAUUGGUAAUGACAGCAACGACUGGCUAUCUCCAGAGCCUCUAACUCUGGACUCACUGCCAGGAAACCUCAGUGAUGCUGCCCAUUUUGUCCCAGAUGGCGGCCACAGCAGUGGGUUGGAUUCCCUUGAAUUCCACGACCGAUUUGACGGCAGCUCACUUUCCCAGAGCAACUCUGCUCACCGCCAGGCUGACAGACAUGUGUGUGCUGACUGCGGUGAGAUGUACAGCGAUGUAUCUGGGAUCAAGUCGCACCUGUGUCCCCGCCGUGGCCAGCAGCAGCAGCAGCCACAACAGCAGCAGGGCAGCAUGUCCAAUGGUUUUAUAGGGAACAUGAACUACCACAGCUCCAGUGGAACCUCACUGCCUGCUGGAAGCUCCAGCAACCUAAAAGAAGGCAGCAGCCAACGACAGUACUCCCAGAGUGGAGGCAAGAGAAUGGGGAACAAUGAGAAGGACGAUGACGAUGAUGGAGAAGUAUAUCAGUGCUCGGUGUGCGGCAACCACUACGCCAGCCUCAGAGCUCUCAGGAGCCACCUGCGUAGCCAUGCCAAUAACCCAACAGGGGCAGGACCCUCCAACCUGGAGGCAGAUUGGAGGAUGAUUUGCUCCACAUGUGGGCAGAGCUUCUCCAGGAAGCAGGACCUCCUGAAUCACCAGCUAGUCCAUGGCCCCCAAAGGCCAGAUGGCCAGCAAGCGGGAAUUGGAGGCGCUUCAGCAAAUGGCAAUGACAAGAUGGACGGGCGCAACCACAUUUGUGUUGACUGUGGCAUGUUUUUUGCUGAUCGUCACCAUCUGAUCACACACUUGUGUCCUGGAAAAAAUCGGGGAAGCUCACUGAGCAAGCAGGGACUGAAUGGAGCCAAAGGGAUGUCUGGAGGAGAGGGCGUUGCUGGUGGAGUCGCAGGAGGAAGCCGUGAUGUUGGUGGUGAUGGACGGAGGUCGAUGGUUGACCAAAGUGACAAACCCCACAAGUGUGACCAAUGCGGACGAGGAUACAGACACCCCUGCUCCCUCCUUAACCACAAAAAGUCCCAUAAGACUGGUGUUUUCCGCUGCUUGGUGUGCCAGAAACGCUACUACAAUCUACUAGCUCUCAAGAAUCACCAAAGGACCCACUUUGACCUGAAGAGGCACAAGUGUGAAGAAUGCGGCAAGGCCUUCAAGAUCCAAAAACAGCUGAUUAACCACCUCCGUCUCCAUGAAGAGCACCGGGCCAAAGGCCUUGUCCGGUCUGGUCCCAAUGGUUCCCGCUACCAGCAGCCUGGCCCGUCUCAAAUGCAGACAAUGAGAGGAGAGUCGUCGAAAAGCCAAGCAAUGGGUGCUAAAUACAGCAAUCAGGGUUUCAAAAAGCCCUACUCUUCAGCUGGAACGUCCAGGCCCCAGAAAUUUGACCCAGCUGAAACUGGGCGGCGUCCGUUUGCCUGUGAAGAAUGUGGAAAGACAUAUCGUCAUGCGGGCAGUCUGGCCAAUCACAAGAACCUCCACAAAAUUGGGGAGUACCACUGCAAUGUUUGCAAUUCUACAUACCCCAACAGACUGGCUAUGAAAAACCAUCUACGCCUCCACUUUGCUCAGAAGAAGCACAACUGCCAAGAGUGUGGCAAAGGCUUCCGCACUCAGAGGCAGCUAGCUACACACACUACAGCGGGGCUGUGCAAAGGCCCCCAGGGCCCCGGGGCCCAGAUGGAUUUUGAGUGUGAUGGCUGCUGUGAAGGCUUUGCCACGGCUGAUGAACUUGCUGCUCAUGACUGCCCAGCCCAGCACCUGCCUUCUUCCUCGUCCGCCAACAGCUCCACUAACAUCAGCAUGGAGAGAAGCUCCGUGGACCUCGACUCUGACGAGAGACCGUACGCCUGUGACUUGUGCAGCUGCGCCUACAAGCAUGCAAGCUCCUUACUGAACCACAAGCACACCCACAAGACGGGCAACUUCCGAUGCAACUUCUGCGACAAACCCUACACCAACUACAUGGCGCUGCGUAACCACAUGCGCAUCCACACACAGCGGAAGAAGCACAUCUGCCACACGUGCGGGAAAGCCUUCCGGCUGGCCAGGUUCCUCCGCAACCACCAGAAGGUCCACGAGGAGGGUGCCACCCCUUUCGGCUGUCCCACCUGCGGGAAGAGUUUCCAGGGGAGGUCCGGUCUGGCCAGGCAUCGCUGCGGGGACAACCAGGUAGGCAUGGAAGUCAGGAGGAAGGCCGCCGCACCCACGGGAGAGGGCGACGAGUGUCGGUACACAUGUGAUCAAUGCGGCCGCUCCUACCGCCAUGCCAGCUCCCUCCUCAACCACAAAAACACCCACACUGUCGGCAUCUACCACUGCGCUGUGUGCCUCAAAACCUACUCCAACCUGCUUGCCCUGAAGAACCACCGCCGUAUCCACUCUGAGACGCGGCGCCACCGUUGCCACGACUGCGGUAAAGCCUUCCGUGUUUCCUCUCAGCUCUACAACCACAGACGCGUCCACCAAAAACAGCGGGAGCUGACCUGCCGGUCCUGCCAGCGCGCCUUCCCCACACAGGCCAGCUUCAGGCUCCACAUGGAGAUCACCCACGGCCAGACGCCACAGCCUCGCCAGCCCAGACCCCAGCAGCCCCGACCGGGGGGCUCCCAGGACCUGGGCUGGGGAUCGGGCCUGGACCACACAUUAAUGCAAGAGCAAGGACUCAAUCCCAGCAGCAUGGCCAGAGGCCGCAGCCGUGGGGGCCACAGCGAGGUCCACAAGCCCCACGUCUGUGACCAGUGUGGACGGUCUUACCGCCACGCCAGCUCCCUGCUCAACCACAAGAACAGCCACAAGACCGGGACCUACUUCUGCAACUCCUGCCAGAAGGAGUUCCCCAACCUGAUGUCUCUAAAGAACCACCGGCGGAUCCACACCGAGCCCAAACGCUACCAGUGCCCCGACUGCGGCAAGUCCUUCCGCGUCUCCACCCAACUCAUCUGCCACCGCCGCAUCCACACCAAGGAGAAGCCGUUCUCCUGCCAGCAGUGUGACAAGCGCUUCUCGUCCAAGUCCAACCUGAGGCACCACAUGAAGGUGCACUGGAGCGGCUCGACGGCGCCCCCUCCCAUGGCCAUGGGUGCGCCCAACUUCCUGGAUCUCAGCCCGGUCGGCUCGACGAGCAGCUCCAAGAGCUACGCCUGCAACCAGUGUGGCCGGUCUUACCGCCACGCCAGCUCCCUGCUCAACCACAAGAACAGCCACAAGACCGGGACCUACUUCUGCAACUCCUGCCAGAAGGAGUUCCCCAACCUGAUGUCUCUAAAGAACCACCGGCGGAUCCACACCGAGCCCAAACGCUACCAGUGCCCCGACUGCGGCAAGUCCUUCCGGGUGUCCACGGCGCUCAUCUGCCACCGCCGCAUCCACACCAAGGAGAAGCCGUUCUCCUGCCAGCAGUGUGACAAGCUGUUCUCGUCCCGGUCCAACCUGAGGCACCACAUGAAGGUGCACUGGAG